Messenger RNA from Fonsecaea monophora, 1533 nucleotides. RefSeq lists its product as hypothetical. Gene Ontology annotation, cellular component: membrane. Gene Ontology annotation, biological process: transmembrane transport. Gene Ontology annotation, molecular function: transmembrane transporter activity. The record is from RefSeq and is a predicted model, not a curated record. The transcript has 2 exons. NCBI's taxonomy places the organism in Eukaryota, Fungi, Ascomycota, Eurotiomycetes, Chaetothyriales, Herpotrichiellaceae. The coding region runs from base 1 to 1533 and encodes 510 amino acids.
AUGCAGAUCAAUAAUUCCUCGUCAUGUGGAAGCUCCACGGUCGUCCUGGAGAUGCCCUUGAGAUCUCACCAGCCGGAGGAGUCAGGAAAGAGCCCGCCUGUCUACGAGGACAUAUCGGCCGGAGCCUUGCCCGCUCCCUCGACUGCUACGCCUCAACUACAGAAAUGGAACUCUCCCAGAAUCAACAUGUGGCGCUGUCUCGGGACCUUCUAUUCUUUUAUCAUCUUAGGUGCCAAUGAUGGUGCAUACGGAGCUUUGAUACCCUACCUCGAAACAUUCUACGGGGUCAAUUACACAGUUAUCAGUCUCAUCUUUCUGUCGCCAAUAGUGGGCUAUACGAUGUCUGCACUUUUGAACAACUACAUUCAUACAAUAUAUGGACAAAGAGGUGUUGCGUGGAUCAUGAGCACCUCCCAUUUGUGCGCUUAUACUAUCAUAUGUGUUCAUCCGCCUUAUCCUGUUUUGGUAAUAGUGUUUAUUCUUGCCGGGUUUGGCAACGGCUUGGGCGACAGCGGAUGGUGGGCUAAAGUCACUGAAUCGUCUGGGGUCAAGAAUGCUGAUUAUGUUUACAGGAAUGCCUGGAUUGGUGACAUGGCCAAUCCAAACGAAGUGCUUGGCUUCUUACAUGGCUUUUACGGUCUUGGUGCAGCCCUCGCUCCUCUAAUUGCGACAACACUAGUUACCCAAGCGGGCUGGCGGUGGUACGAAUUUUACUAUCUCAUGGUGGGUGCAGCAUUUAUUGAGGUCAUAGUUCUCGUGGGGACUUUCUGGAAAGCAGAUGGCCGGGCCUAUAACGCCGAGCACCCUCAGACUGCCGACCUCGAUACCUCAGAAUCAAGCACUCCGACCACCUCGGAUAAUGCGGUCGCCGCUAGUCAAGUCGACAAGAAACAAAGCAUUUUUUCAAGGCUCAAUCCACGUGGCAAAAGAGCAAAGGGCAAGAGCAAGACUCUGGAGGCGGUCAAGCAAAGAGUAACCUUGAUUGCCUCGGUGUUCCUGCUUAUAUAUGUGGGUGUCGAAGUCAGUGUUGGCGGUUGGAUCGUGACCUUUAUGUGGCGUGUCAGGAAAGGCUCGCCGUUUGCCUCUGGGCUCACAUCGAUGGGCUUCUGGCUCGGGAUCGCCGUCGGUCGAUUGGUACUCGGUUUCGUUACCGCUCGGUUAUUCAGAUCGGAGAAGCACGCGGUCGCCGUGUACUUGUUGUGCAGCGUGGCUCUCCAGUUGAUGUUCUGGCUCAUUCCGAACUUCGUCGUCAGUGCGGUCAUGGUUGGCUUGCUGGGCUUUUUCCUAGGACCUCUCUUCCCCGCAGCCAUUGUGGCGCUUACCAAAUUGCUCCCGAAGAAGCUGCACGUACCCGCUGUGGGGUUUGCCGCUGCUUUCGGAGCGAGUGGUGCAUGUGUGUUGCCGUUCGCUGUUGGAGCGAUUGCAAAUGCCAAAGGAGUCAAGGUGCUGCAGCCCAUCAUUCUGGCUGCCUUGGUAUUAUGCCUGGCUGUGUGGUUGCUGAUUCCCAAGCUCCCGAAACAGAGAAUGGCCUGA